This is a messenger RNA of Uncinocarpus reesii 1704, 1416 nucleotides long. RefSeq names its product serine hydroxymethyltransferase. Lineage: Eukaryota; Fungi; Ascomycota; Eurotiomycetes; Onygenales; Onygenaceae. The record is from RefSeq and is a predicted model, not a curated record. Gene Ontology annotation, cellular component: cytoplasm. The coding region runs from base 1 to 1416 and encodes 471 amino acids. Gene Ontology annotation, biological process: folic acid metabolic process; L-serine catabolic process; tetrahydrofolate interconversion. The transcript is spliced from 4 exons. Gene Ontology annotation, molecular function: zinc ion binding; glycine hydroxymethyltransferase activity; serine binding.
AUGUCUACCUACGCUCUUUCACAGUCCCACAAGGAGCAACUCGAGAAGUCUCUCGUCGAGACUGACCCCGAGGUUGCUGAGAUUAUGAAAAAAGAGAUCCAGCGCCAGAGGGAGUCCAUCGUGCUCAUCGCUUCCGAGAACGUUACAUCCCGCGCUGUUUUUGAUGCCCUAGGGUCGCCCAUGUCCAAUAAAUACUCCGAGGGUUAUCCCGGAGCCCGUUACUAUGGUGGGAACCAGCACAUCGACGAGAUUGAAUUGCUCUGCCAGAAGCGAGCUCUCAAGGCUUUCAACCUGGAUCCUGAGAAAUGGGGUGUUAACGUCCAAUGCUUGAGCGGAAGCCCCGCCAAUUUGCAGGUCUACCAGGCUUUGAUGAGGCCUCACGAUCGACUGAUGGGUUUGGAUUUGCCUCAUGGAGGCCAUUUGAGUCACGGAUAUCAGACCCCCCAAAAGAAGAUCUCUGCCGUCUCCACAUACUUUGAGACCUUCCCCUAUAGAGUAAACCUCGAGACUGGCAUCAUCGACUACGACACUCUCGAAUCCAAUGCCCAGUUGUAUCGACCAAAAUGCCUUGUUGCCGGAACCUCUGCAUACUGCCGUCUCAUCGACUAUGCUCGUAUGCGCAAGAUUGCUGACUCUGUUGGCGCUUAUUUGAUUGUGGACAUGGCCCACAUCUCCGGAUUGAUCGCCGCCGGCGUCAUCCCAUCUCCCUUCGAGCACGCUGAUGUUGUUACAACCACCACUCACAAAUCGCUCCGUGGCCCUAGAGGCGCCAUGAUCUUCUUCAGAAAGGGCGUGCGAAGUGUUGAUCCUAAGACUGGCAAGGAGAUCAUGUACGAUUUGGAAGCUCCUAUCAACUUCUCCGUCUUCCCUGGUCAUCAGGGUGGCCCCCACAACCACACCAUCACCGCCUUGACUGUUGCUCUUAAACAAGCCGCUACGCCAGAAUUCAAGCAAUACCAGGAGCAAGUCGUGAAGAACGCCAAAGCCGUCGAAACCGAAUUGAAGCGUCUCGGCCAUAAGCUCGUUGCUGACGGCACUGACAGCCACAUGGUCCUGUUGGACUUGAGGCCGAAAGGCCUCGACGGUGCUCGUGUCGAAGCCGUUCUCGAAGCCAUCAACAUUGCUUGCAAUAAGAAUUCCAUCCCAGGAGAUCGGUCAGCUUUAACCCCCUGCGGUAUUAGAAUCGGUACUCCUGCCAUGACCAGCCGUGGCAUGGGCGACGAGGACUUCAAGCGUAUUUCCGGAUACAUUGACCGUGUGAUCAACAUCUGCAAAGACAUCCAGGGUAGCCUCCCCAAAGAGGCCAACAAGCUUAAGGACUUCAAGGCCAAGGUUGCCAGCGGCUCCGUGGCGGAGAUCAAUGACCUCAAGAAGGAGAUCAGCCAAUGGGCCAGUUCUUUCCCUCUUCCAGUCUAA